UAUUUUUCAAUGCUCGGCCAGGCCAGUGCUGGCCGUCUCGUGUCGCGAGAAGGACGUACAUGCCGAUAUGUCUCGCGGCGUACAUCGCAUGCUUAGCACAGUUUCGAGCUCACCUGUCCACACCGUCAUGGUCAGAUUAUAUGUGGACCUGAUAACGGUGUUGAGCUCCACACUGACCGCUAGCCAGCAGCAUGCUAAACAAGGCAGCUUGCUUCGGACGCCGAGUAUCAGCCUGCUGGCGAUAAACAAAACGCGCGUGGCUCCCCAUCUUCUCCACGCAGUCAAGCCCCAAAAACUUCCUCAAUUGUCAACAUCAUGUCAGGCUACUACGGUCCCUCUUUCUCCAGACCCCCUUCGAGGCCCAACUCGUUGGCUGCGUCCAGGGCCAACUCGAUAGUCCAGUCCCGAAACAACUCCUACGUAGCAUCGAGAAACAACUCUUUCGUAGCAGCAAGCACCCCCGCCACGCCGCGGGCGCGCUCCACUGCCGCAGCCACACCUCAGGCCUAUCUCUCCAGGGCCAACAGCAAAGAUGAUGGAGCUGAUACUCCAGACUAUAACUCAGAGAUCGUUCGCAACGAGAAGGGCGAACCCAUGAUCGGGAGGAUUGUCGGUGGAAAGCAUGUCAGCGAAGAGAACAACGACAUCGAUGCAGACUGCGGUCCCAUCAAGACCGUCGAUAUCGACAUGCCACUGACUCUCACCGAGACGGUGAAGCACAAUGAUAAGGAGUACAUCGUCCUCACCUUCGCUACUGGCGACAAGGAGAACCCCUUCAACUGGAACCCCUGGUACAAGCGCAGCAUCACCACCAUGCUCAACUUGAUGACGCUGUUCAUCGGCCUCGCAACCACAGCUUACUCUUCAGGUAUCAACAGCAUGUGCGAAGAGUUCGGCGUCGGUAGUCUUCAGGGUCAAUGGGGUCUGUUCACCUUCAACAUGGCAUGUGCCGUCGCACCCAUGGUCCUCGCCCCCUUCUGCGAGCUUGUCGGCCGCAAGAUUGUCUACGCCUCUUCCUUCCUCUGCUUCUCGCUGCUCUUCAUCGGACUCGCUCUCGCCCCAGGCAUCAACACCAUCAUCGGUCUUCGUCUCCUGCUCGGUUUGUUCGGCUGCGUUGGUACCAUCCUGGUCGGAGGCACCUUCGACGACAUGUACCCCGCCGAGAAGCGUGGUCGUCCCAUGGCCAUGUUCAGUUUCGUCGCUAUCUUCGGUACCGUCUCCGCGCCCAUCUACGCCGGCUUCAUCGACCAGGCCAUCGGUUGGCGCUGGAUCGAAGGCAUCCAGGGUAUCGCCAACGUUCCCCUUCUCAUCGCCAUCUUCGUCGCCUUCCCCGAGACCCGUGGUGGUGUUUGUCUGCACAAGCGCGCCGUUGCGCUCCGCAAGGCUACUGGCGACGACCGCUACGUCGCCGAAGACGACAUCUACACUCCAGACGUCAAGUCCAUGCUCAAAGCAUCAUCCGUCAAGGCUAUCCGCAUGCUCGUCACCGAGCCCGUUGUCUUCGCGUUCGGCAUGUGGAUCGCGUUCUGCUGGGCCGUCGUGUUCCUCUUCCUGUCUGUCAUCCCGAUCACGUUCACCGAGAAGCGUGGCUGGAACGAGGGCGUUGCCGGUCUGCCCUACAUCAGUUUGGCUAUCGGUACGUUCCUGGGCUGGGCGGCGCACCACCUCCAGAUGCGCAAGUACAACAAGCUCCAAGCCGACCCGGCGGUACAGGUCGUGCCUGAGCACCGUCUUUACGGUGCUAUGUUCGGCGCUGUGUGGUUGCCAAUUGGUCUGUUUAUCUACUCGUUCACGCAGUACGGAUACAUUCCCUGGAUCGCACCGACCAUUGGUCUCGCACCCAUCGCGUUUGGUAUCUUCUUCGUCUUCGAGUCGACGUACAGCUACACUGCAGACUGCUAUGGCGAAUCAUCCUCAUCCGCCAUCGCCGGCCAAGGUCUCAUGCGUAACACGCUCGGUGCGGUUACGCCGUUGUUCGCCAGCGCAUUCUUCCACAACGUUGGAAGCCAGUACGCUGGUCUCAUUCUUGCGUUGUUCGGAACGGUGUUGAGUUUGAUUCCGUUUGUGAUGUUCAAGUAUGGACAUCAGUUGCGCGCGAGGAGUAAGUUGGCGCAGGAAUUUGGUGGAAAGUAGGGGGGGGAGUUUGUGGCAUUUGUUGGCGUUGCAUAGCAUAUCUAGCGUUUUAG
Molecule: messenger RNA, 2186 nt
Organism: Macroventuria anomochaeta
Lineage: Eukaryota; Fungi; Ascomycota; Dothideomycetes; Pleosporales; Didymellaceae
Product: MFS general substrate transporter
Exons: 1
Coding region: 316-2133 (605 amino acids)
Biological process (GO): transmembrane transport
Molecular function (GO): transmembrane transporter activity
Source: RefSeq, a predicted model, not a curated record